AUGGAGCAAAAAUCUGUCAUCUUCACUCUUUUUAUCGUCAUAUUCACUCAGCUUGCUUUUGUUCAAGGGUGUAAUAUAAGAGAGAUAGAAAUAAACCAAGGCCCUAUAAAUGCUCAUCCAAGUGGGAUUCCAGCAUACUUGGUUGAGAUCAACAACGUGUGUUCCACAGGCUGUGACAUCUCUAACAUUCAUGUAAGGUGUGGAGAAUUUAGUUCUGCAACUGUCAUAAACCCUAAUGUCUUCCAUCGUCUUGCUGUUGAUGACUGUCUGGUUAAGGGAGGCCAACCUUUGCCUUUUGGUCAAACUGUUUCUUUCAUUUAUUAUAAUACAUUCCCUUAUUCACUCACUGUAUCUUCUGUUUCCUGCUAA
Messenger RNA from Neltuma alba, 369 nucleotides. RefSeq names its product protein TAPETUM DETERMINANT 1-like. The transcript has 2 exons. NCBI's taxonomy places the organism in Eukaryota, Viridiplantae, Streptophyta, Magnoliopsida, Fabales, Fabaceae. The coding region runs from base 1 to 369 and encodes 122 amino acids. Gene Ontology annotation, biological process: cell fate determination. The record is from RefSeq and is a predicted model, not a curated record.